UCGAUUCGUUAUGCUACAUACGGUGCAGAAUAUCAACCUUCACAACGUAAACGUAAACGUAAGCAUGGUUUCUUGGCAAGAUUAAAAAGCAAAACUGGACGUAAAAUCCUCGCUCGUAGAAGAGCAAAAGGAAGUCGAUUUUUAUCGCAUUAA
Messenger RNA from Meira miltonrushii, 153 nucleotides. RefSeq lists its product as uncharacterized. The transcript has a single exon. NCBI's taxonomy places the organism in Eukaryota, Fungi, Basidiomycota, Exobasidiomycetes, Exobasidiales, Brachybasidiaceae. Gene Ontology annotation, cellular component: ribosome; mitochondrial large ribosomal subunit. The annotation marks the transcript as partial. Gene Ontology annotation, biological process: translation. The record is from RefSeq and is a predicted model, not a curated record. Gene Ontology annotation, molecular function: structural constituent of ribosome.